AUGUCUGCCGAAGCAGGACCCAGCAACCUCGUCGAGGUCACCUCGCCCGAGCAUUUCACCGAGAUCAUGCAGAAGGACUUGACGCGGGUCGCGCUGCUCAACUUUUACGCUCCCUGGGCUGAACCGUGCAAGCAGAUGAACGAGGUGGUUCGUGAGAUUGCCAUCAAGUAUCCCCAGGUGCUUUGCCUUGCCAUCGAGGCCGAGUCGCUUCCGGAUGUUUCCGAAUCGUUUGACAUUGAAGCGGUGCCGUCCUUUGUACUGCUUCGUGGACACACGCUGCUCUCGCGCAUCAGUGGCGCAAACGCAUCCGCGCUCUCGGCAGCGGUGGCAACACACGCUACUCCUGCUCGAUCCAACGGCACCGGCAGCGUCUCCAAGACUUCGGCCACCCCGCGUGCCGCGUCCGACGUCUACGACGCCUCUGAAUCCACACGAAACGGUGGUGCGUCUGCAUACGCUGACGAGGAAGAGGAGGACAACGUAGUCCCCGAAACAGAAGAAGAGAUCUUUGCACGAUGCAAGAAGCUCAUGGAGCAGAGUAGGGUCAUGCUGUUCAUGAAGGGCGACCCGGAGACGCCUCGUUGUGGGUUUAGCCAGAAGACAGUCAACCUGUUGAGGCAGGAGAAGGUGGAUUUCGGCCAUUACGACAUUCUCAAGGACGAAAACGUACGCCAGGGACUCAAGAAGCUCAACGAGUGGCCGACCUUCCCUCAAAUCAUUGUCAACGGCGAGCUCAUUGGAGGUCUGGAUAUUCUCAAGGAGAGCAUUGAGAGCGGAGAGUUCCAGGAGAUGCUCGAGGCCUAG
Molecule: messenger RNA, 804 nt
Organism: Sporisorium graminicola
Lineage: Eukaryota; Fungi; Basidiomycota; Ustilaginomycetes; Ustilaginales; Ustilaginaceae
Exons: 2
Coding region: 1-804 (267 amino acids)
Molecular function (GO): 2 iron, 2 sulfur cluster binding
Source: RefSeq, a predicted model, not a curated record